Molecule: messenger RNA, 1485 nt
Organism: Meloidogyne enterolobii
Lineage: Eukaryota; Metazoa; Nematoda; Chromadorea; Rhabditida; Meloidogynidae
Source: the annotation of a GenBank genome assembly
GCACCUUAUGGUCCAGGUAAAGGGAAAGGCGAAGGCAAAAAAGUGAGCUAGACAAAAGGCAAAAUUUUUAAAAAAUUUUUCAAGUUCCCAAAAUUCAAGAAGAAUGCUAAAAAGCCACCUAAAAAGCACAAAAUAAAAGAUCCGACAGAAGGGCUUCCGAACAAAUAUAAGAAAAAGUUGCCGCCUGGGAAGGUGAAGAAAAUGAAGAAGGAAGAUAUUGAUGCUUUAAGGGUAAGCUGGAGAAAAGCUUAAAAAAUAAUAAAAAAUUAAAAUUUCAAAGAAAAAUUGCCCGGGAAAUAGUUGCAAAGAGGAUAAAGAUGAACAUAAAAAUAGCCGUGCAACCCUUGCCGAUUAUGACAUAUCACUGCUUAAACUAGCAUAGUUGCUUAAAAAUUUUUUAAGAUAGAAAAACGAAUUUAUAGCCCAGACAAAACUCUUGAAGAAAUUGAUGAAUAUGUGGAAACGAAAAUGCAGAGAACUUAUGAACUUAAAGAAAUUAUUUAUGAAAAAGUGGGGGUUGAUGAUUUUUCAAAACCGGCAGACAACGGCUUAUAUGGUCACAACCUCCUCACCUUAGAACAAGCCGAAGCCUAUAUUGCCCAACUUAAUUCAACUUUGGAAUAUUCUAUCGCUAUUCCCGACGAAAGUAAUGGACGAAGAAAACGAGCUGGCAAUCUAAUUUAUUUCAAAACUUCCCCAACAAGAAAGUGGCCAAUUGGAAAGCCUAUACCUUAUGGCUUUGAUAAAUCCUUAAAUACAAGACAAAGAGACGUUAUUAGAACCUGUAUUCAAGAGAUUACUUCGAAAACUUGUGUUACAUUUACGGAAACUAACCUUGAUGCAACUUCUGACAGACCUCCUAAUAUUUCCUCAAUAUAUUUUGUUAGGUAUCCAACAACCGCUUACUGUGGAUUAAGCUAUAUAGGUGUAUAUACACCAUCUAACCCAAUUUACCUAUCCUUUCUUUGCAAUGAUAUGGCUGGAGUAGCCUGUCAUGAAGUAAUGCAUGCACUUGGUGUUGAACACGAACAUAUUCGACCUGAUAGAGAUGAUAGUAUUACUGUUCUUUGGGAUAAUAUUGAUGCACAGUUUUUGGAUUAUUAUGUUCCAGCUGAUGGUUCAACUUACUCGAGUUAUGGCAUUCAAUAUAAAUGUGAUAGUAUAAUGCACUACUCGUAUAAAAUUGGUGCAAGGGAUUUCGGUUUACAUACAAUGACUUCAAAAGUAAAUCCGGACAUUAAUGAUGACUUAAUGGGCCAACGUAAAGGACUUACCCAAGCAGAUGUGGAUGCAAUUAAUAAACUUUAUUGCUAUCCUGAUGAAUGUACUGAUACUUCCAAUUUUUGUGGAGCUUGGGCUACGCAAGGUUUAUGCUAUUGUCGUACCAAUGGAAAACCUGAUUGUUAUAUGCUUCAAAAUUGUCCAAAUUCUUGCAAUUUUUGCAAGUACGUAGAUAUUUUUUUAAUUUUUAAAUAUCGAACUUAA